This is a messenger RNA of Drosophila guanche, 3341 nucleotides long. RefSeq names its product regulation of nuclear pre-mRNA domain-containing protein 2. The transcript has 8 exons. Gene Ontology annotation, biological process: mRNA 3'-end processing. The record is from RefSeq and is a predicted model, not a curated record. The coding region runs from base 433 to 2964 and encodes 843 amino acids. Lineage: Eukaryota; Metazoa; Arthropoda; Insecta; Diptera; Drosophilidae. Gene Ontology annotation, cellular component: RNA polymerase II, holoenzyme. Gene Ontology annotation, molecular function: RNA polymerase II complex binding.
AUAAGUACCAUCGCUGGCUAAAUUUUUAUGUUGCUUUUCCGAAGAAUUUGUUUGAAUUUUAACCAAUAAAACGUGUAAUUAGCCAUCAACACAAGCAACACUCGGUGAAAAAAUGUUCGGGGGCAAUGCAGUUAUUAACGUUUGAGCAGAAAAGGGCUGUGAAAAAGCGUGGGCGAGGAAAAUUGUGCAGUGAAAAAAAAGUGCGCGUGUGGAGUGAAGAAUACAACGCUGAAAAGUAGCCGCGGCGCUGCGCCUGCUGCUUGCUGCCUUCUGCCUGUGCUGUUAACAGACCCGACCGACCGACCGACCGACCCCCUCGAGAACGAGAGCGUUGUAAACAAUUGUAUUUGCGUGAUUUUUCCACCACAAUCAUCCCCCGUAUAUCGUGUUACAGUGUAAUGUGCUCCGAGUGCUGAAAAAACCCCAAGUAAUAUGGCCCAAAUGAGCAGCAACGAGCCCUUUGACGAUGAGCUCUUUGAGACGCGCCUGGAGGCGCUAAAGGACACACAGGAGGGUAUACAGCAGAUGUCGAACUGGUGUCUCCAGCACCGCGCCAACCACAAGAAGAUCAUUCAGUCCUGGCUGAAUGUAUUCAAGAGAGUACGCGUGGACCAUCGUUUGGUGUUGUUUUAUCUGGCCAACGAUGUCAUACAGUAUAGCAAGCGGAAGCGCUACGAAUUCGUGGAAUGCUGGGCCACAGCUCUACAAAGAGCCACCACCAUGGUGCGUGAUGAGCGCGUCAAGGAUAAGAUUUUGCGUAUCUUUAAGAUCUGGGAGCAGCGUGAAAUCUACAAUGAGGAAUAUCUGAGCGAUCUGAGUGGUCUGCUCAACAUCACGCCGCCAAAGAAGUCGCAAGUGGAUGCCAGCGAUGAGUUUCAGAAUGCCACGCUCAUUGCACAGGUGCGCGAGUGCGUGGAACUGGCGGAGGCCACGGACAAGAGCAUGAAGAAGCUACCAAAGCCGCCGCAUCUGGAGAUUGAGACCAUCAAGCAGCAGCUCAAAGACAAGAGCCAUUCGGGCGACAUUGAGAAGGAGGUGGAACGCUGUGUGGCCUUUAUAAAUGCCUACAACAAGAAUUUGCAAAAUGAAAUCAAGAGCCGCAAGGCGGUGCUGACCAGCGUGGAGGCCGCCAAAAAGUUCUACGAACAUCAAGGCAGGGAGGUCAAAGUGGUGGCCAGUGCCUAUAAAAGCUUUGGCACACGCAUCAAGAUUGUGAAACGGAAGCUGGAUGAGACCAUACCCACGCUGCAGAGUCCCAUACCCUCGCCGGACAUUAAUGCACCAUCGCCCGAGCGUGAUGCAGAUCUCCAGCUGCCCGACGAGACAACGCCACCGUUGGGAAUAAACGUUUUUAGCGGCGGAUUGAAUGGUUUCUCCAGCUAUUUGGACGGCGGCAAGCUCCCUUUCGACAUUAAUGACUUCAAGCGGGACUCGAAGGAUCUGGGUAGCGCCAUUGAGGUGAUUGGCUCGCGUUCGGAUGAUGAGGCGUAUGCGCCGAAUGCAAAUUUCUACAAGCCCGAGCCCAUAUCCAGCUACAGCAGCAGCAACAACAGCGGUGGCGGUGGCAACAACAGCUCCAUACCUGGUUUGGGCGGAGGAGGAGGAGGAGGAGCUGGCAAUGGCUCUGCUGGCGGGGAAUACAAUCCCAAUCAAUCGCAGUUUGACAGCCCAUUGGCACCGCCUCCGAUUUUCGGUUCUAACAACCAGGAACAGUAUGUACCGCCGCUGCCCUCGCAUCAUGGCUAUGGCGGAAAUGGUGGGGGUGGUCAGGAUGCACAAUAUACACCCGCACCAAUGCCACCACCACCAUUGCCGCCAUCUCUUGGAUCGUCUGGUGGUGGCGGUGGCAAUGGCGGAGAUGACUUCAACAGCACCUGGAACAUGAGCAUGUCGUGGACGCCGCUGGACACCAGUCUGAACAGUAGUGGUGCCAGCUCCUCCGCCUAUAAUCCGCAGUCCACGCCUCACUCGCCGCCUCAUUUCGAGCGCAAGGCCAGCGUCGCACCGCCCGAGUACAGCGACCAUUUGCACAAUAAUGCCGCAGCGCUGGGCGCCGAGGAUGUGGAUCAUCGCACGCUUCAGCUGCCGCCGGCCUUUAAUUUCGGCGCAAAGCUCGGUCUCAGCCAGGACAAGACACGCCAGCUAGUGGACAUAGAUCAUAGGAAUCUGAUAUCACUCACGGGUUCACCCGGUGGCGCAGAAAAGGACUUUGGUGGUGGCGGGGAUGUGGACUAUCGCAUUGUGCCGGGCUCUGCGGAUGAGGGCAUCAUGGCACCGCCUGGAAAUAACUAUGCCAAGACCAAGACCAGUUCUCCCCAUAAAUCCAAUGCGAGCUCUUCUUCAGAAUCGGAUCGUGUGGAUGGCGCUACACGCUAUGAUCCUGCAGAUAUGGUCAUAGAUAUGGACAUGUCGGACGAUGAUAUUGAUGAGUCGCUGCGAGAGCCCAAGGAGGAUCUGCUGGAGGAGGCUGAAACGGAUGCCAAUGGCGGCUUGACGCCCUCGCGUCCUGUGCUGCUGGAAACGCCCACAGAUUUCAUGAAUCCCUGGGAGUCGAACAACAGUUUUCUGGGCCAACCCAUGGCGGACAUGUCCGGGGAGCAGGAGCAAACGCAGCAACAGCAACAGCCAUGGAAUCAAAUGCCUCAAAUGCAUAUAGGAGCGGGUGCACCGCCACCGCCACAACCGCCGUAUGGACCACCCUUUCCGUAUCAACGUUUCGGGCCACCCAUGAACAGUCCGGACAACAUGCAGCAGCGUGGCCGUGGACGAGGUCGCGGCUGGUCGAACCAAGGGCCAUAUCCUAGGUCGCCCUAUCAGCGGCAGCCUGGCCCCUACGACGGUGGACCCGGCCCAGGGCCACGACCGUUCUAUGCACGCGGCGGCGGUGGUGGCGGGCCUGGAGGCGGCAGCAUCGGUGCACAGAUGCGUGGUCGUGGGCGCAUGCGUGGUAAAGCUUGGAUGUAAUUUACGUUUACGUACUCGUAUUAUAAACCUACACAACACAAACAAACAGACAACAGACCGCCGCUGUGCCGCCUUUGGUUUAGUUCGUAGUUUACUCCUCCCCCACUCUCACUUAUCUCAACUCGUUUUAGUUUUAAAAACCGACGUAAAUUGUACAGAAAAGGUCCCCAAAAAGCAACCGAAAGCUGAUCUUAGUUGUUGCCUGAAACACUCCCCAUAUAUAUCGUGUGUCUAUAUAGCAUUAUACAUUUUAAGUGGAUUCAAUUGGUUGAGUGAUUCGAUAGUUUACUAAUUGAUAAGACGAUUAUACAGAUUUACAGAUUUUAAUUUUUUGGCAAGAAACAAACCAACCGUAGAAAAGUGUUUAAGAAACAACA